This is a messenger RNA of Cryptomeria japonica (Japanese cedar), 1307 nucleotides long. RefSeq names its product chlorophyllase-2. The record is from RefSeq and is a predicted model, not a curated record. Gene Ontology annotation, biological process: chlorophyll catabolic process. Gene Ontology annotation, molecular function: chlorophyllase activity. NCBI's taxonomy places the organism in Eukaryota, Viridiplantae, Streptophyta, Pinopsida, Cupressales, Cupressaceae. The coding region runs from base 142 to 1089 and encodes 315 amino acids. The transcript has 2 exons.
GAACCAAAGAAAAAUGCAACAGGACAACCUAUGGCACAAAGAGACCCACGUUACACAGCUACCCGAUAUUUUUUGUGAUAAGUAGAAACAUUUGAUCCUGUAAAACUAUACCCACUCUCCUUUUUUCUAAAGUACACAGAAAUGCAGGUGGAAGAUGUGUUCAAGCAAGGCCCUCUGCCCACUCAAACCCUAACAAUAGCUCAAGCAAGAGGGCGAAGCACAGGCAAUGUUAUUCCUUUCCCUCCCAAGCCCCUCAUGCUGAUUGUCCCUUCUGUACAAGGAGACUAUCCUAUCCUCCUCUUCCUCCAUGGCUACGUCCUCGUCAACUACUUCUACAGUCAACUUCUGCAACACAUUGCUUCCCAUGGAUACAUCACAAUUGCUCCUCAGAUGUACACGACUGCCGGAGCCGACACCACGGGAGAGAUAGCAGACGCAGUGGCCAUCACAGAGUGGCUACGUGCGGGGCUUUGCCAGCAUCUGCCGGAAAAAGUGCAGCCGGAUUUCCAAAAAUUGGCCAUCGCCGGUCACAGCCGCGGCGGCAAAGUGGCCUUCGGGGCAGCCCUGGGUCGAACCCCGGUGCUUCCAUCGUCGCCCUACGCGGCACUCCUGGGAAUCGAUCCCGUGGACGGAAUGGGCGCCGGCAAACAGACUCCGCCGCCGAUUUUAACUUACAAAGAACAUUCUUUUACAGGGAAUAUUCCGACAUUGGUCAUCGGAUCGGGUUUGGGGCCGGUGAAAAGAAACCCUUUAUUUCCUCCCUGCGCUCCGGCUGGCGUGAACCACGUGGAUUUUUUCAGGGAGUGCUGCGCUCCGGCUUAUCAUUUCGUGGCAGUGGAGUACGGCCACGUGGACUUUUUGGAUGAUGAGACGAGCGGAGUUAGGGGCAAGUCAUCGUAUUGCUUGUGUAAGAAUGGGGUGGCGAGGGAACCCAUGCGGAGGUUCAGCGGGGGAGUUAUGGUGGCUUUUCUGAAUGCGUGGCUGAGGAACAAAGCUGAGGUUUUGGAUGAACUCGUGGCAAAUCCCUCGCUCGCGCCCGUCAAGGUGGAAGCUCCCGAGUGUUAUGUUCUGCAAAAUUUGAAUGCUUAAUUGAAAGGAUGCAGUUUAAUCGGUAAGGAUGAUAAAUUUUUAUUAUAUCAUCUGUUAAAGUUUAAAUCAGGUUCAAUUUAUAGGUCAUUUUGAUUAAUUAUAUUGAUGACAAUUUGAUCGAAAGGACUAUCUUUAAAAUAUAAUAGUGUAAUCUUUUAUACAAAAGUAGAGAUGUGAUAUUUAUGUAAAUAUAUAACUCUCUUUUUCUUCCAAUUUAA